AUGGGGGCUUACAAGUACCUGGAGGAGAUGUGGCGCAAGAAGCAAUCGGAUGUGAUGCGCUUCUUCGCCCGCUUGCGAAAUUGGGAGUUUCGGCAGCUGCCUGCGGUGCACCGCUGCACCAGGCCCACGCGCGCGGACAAAGCGCGGAAGAUGGGCUACAAGGCGAAGCAGGGCUACUGCAUCUACCGUGUGCGCGUGAAGCGCGGCGACCGGAAGAAGCGGGUGGCCAAGGGCAUCGUCUACGGCAAGCCUGUGAACCAAGGUAUCAACAAGUGGAAGGCCGUGAGAAACCUUCGCAACAUCGCGGAAGAGCGGGUCGGACGCAAGUGCGGAGGACUCCGGGUGCUGAACUCCUACUGGGUGGCUCAGGACGCCGUGCACAAGUGGUUUGAGGUUGUGAUGGUGGAUCCUUACCACAAGACCAUCCGCGACGAUCCGCGCAUCAACUGGAUCUGCAAGCCUGUGAUGAAGCACCGCGAGCUGCGCGGACUCACGGCGGCCGGCAAGAAGGAUGCUUUUCUUUCGAAGAAGGGUUGUGCCGAGCAAGACUUCAUCGUCGCUUUCCGAUCGAACAGCAACGCUCUGCAGAAAAACAUCUCCGGUGCCGACUUCGUGCGACUCGUGUCGCCGUUGUCUGAUGGUGGAGAGGUCCAGCUGCAAACUUUCGAGGACGAUGCCAGCCCGCGCCCUCAAAUCACCCGCUCGGUUUCGGACCCGGCUCUCAGACGAAGCUUUGAUUCGCCGCGUAGCGGGCGUCCUCGGAGGAAUUCGACCUUGACAAGCAAUGUGUCGGACUUCUACAUGACUGUGAAUGGCAACCACCAGUGGAGCCCUGAUGACGCCACAGCGGAGGAAGACGAAGAAGAGAGCGGCGAGCACAUGCGCCAUGCGCUGAGCGACCAGGGGCCGAAUGGUAAGUUGGAGCUCUUCGUGAGGUCCAAGUCCGGAGUCAUUCGGCAGAUGGUCGAAGAGGAGAAGAAAAGAUGGGAGGAAACACAGGAGGAGUGGCUCUACGAAGCAAAGCAAGUCAAUGACUUCCACCACGAGGCAGGCAAACGCUGGGCCUUCCAGCGUCCGAUGGGGGGAAUUUCGGAGCAGAUGUACUUGGACGACAGCCACAGUGUCUGCAUGACGAGCGCUCGAAUCAAGGUGUCCCGGCUCCUGCAGAGCCAGUUUUUUGAGCUGGCCCUGGGAUUGGUGAUCGUGGCCAAUGCCUUGGCCAUCGGGCUCGAGCAGUCCUUCAGGGCGGAGGGGCACGACACGUUCGUCUUCGACAUGCUCGAGUACGUGUUCCUCGGCAUCUACACGGCGGAGAUGGGGCUGCGAUUCUUCGUCUCCGGCUGGCGCUGUUUGAAGGAUGAUUGGGUGAAGUUCGACUUCGUCUUGCUCAUCUCGGGGCUAGCGGGCAGUUUCUUCAUCACGCCUUACUUCGGCUUUGAUCAAAUUACGCCUCUGCUGGUUCUCCGUACAUUCCGCCUUCUGCGGUUGGCGCGGACCGUCAAGCUGUUGAUGAAGUGCCGGAACCUGUGGAUGCUGGUCCGUGGACUCAUGUCCUCAGUCGGAACGAUGAUGCCCAUCUUGCUUCUGCUUGUGAUCAUCCUCUACGUCUUCAGUGCCCUUGGUUUUGAAAUGUUGAAAUAUCACGAGUAUGCCAACGGCGAGAAUGCGGACGAGGAGUUCCGGCAAAUCGUGGAAAGCCACUUCUCCUCCCUGACUCUGACGAUGAUGACGUUGGUCCAGUUCGUCUCCAUGGAUUCAGUGGCGGCCAUCUACCGGCCCCUUGUCAAGAAGGACUGGACGCUGGCGAUUUAUUUUCAUGUCCUGAUCCUGCUAGUCUUCGUGGUUCUGAUGAAUUUGGUCACGGCCGUGAUCGUGAACAGUGCCUUCGAGCAAGCGUCGCAGGAUCGCGAAGCGCAGCAGGUUUACGAGCAGAGGCGGAAGGAGAAGUUGGUUGGCGACCUGGUCCGCACUUUUCAGAAACUAGAUCUGAAUGGCGACGGCAAGAUCUGCCAAGACGAGCUGAUGGGGGCCUCAGGUGACGACUUGAAGUCGCUCUACUCGAACUUGAAGUUGGACAACCCGGAGGAGAUCUUCAUGACAUUGGAUGUCGAUGGCACCGGCGAGAUUGACAUCACUGAGUUCUGCGAGGGCGUGCUGCAGGCCGUGACUUCCGAGGGCUCCAUCGAGCUGAAGAGGAUGGACAAGCAAAUCAAGAGCAUGAAGAAGCAGCUGUCUGAGAUGGAGAGGAACCAGGCGGGCUUUGGGGACUUGCUGACGCAGGCACUCCAAGAAACCCGCUUCCUGGUGCAAUCGGCCUACGUGAAUGACGUUCUGCCAAGGGAGGUUUCCGUCAGUAACGUGAACAACGUGGAGGAAGGUCCUCCUGCUUGGGCAAAGGCUAUGAUGCUGGAGCUGAAAACCUUGCGCGAGGCGCAGGCGCGCACGGCCUCCCCCCGCGUGACGAGUUGUUGUGAGCGGUGCUGCACCUGUCGCUGCGGUCCUGAUGGAAGGCCGCGCCGCGGAUUGGGCAUCCGAGACAGGUGGUCUCCGCAGGCCCCCCAAUCAUCUCCAGCGCUCAGCACAGUUCAGGGCAGCCCUGAGACGGGUCGCGUCGCCCGCGGGAAGUCGAGCGCUUCGAUGACCUCGUCCCCCUCCGGCUUCCUGAUGCCUACCUACAGCAUGACAUCCAGCGCCUCGGGAAUCAGGCGGCCAUCCGCCGGCCGACUGCAGCCGCUCGGUCCCAGCCCAGGUAAUUCUUUGGAUCUGGGCAGUUGGGCUGUCUCGCAAGAGUUGAGACCCCGACGUGCGGCACCACCGCCAAGUCCACAUGCAGGUCCCGUUCGUGAGGAGACGACUACCUCAGAGGCCAGCAGCUCCAAUGCGGGCGCGGGGACGACGAUAGAAAGAGAUGCGGCCGCCCGUCUCCGCGGCAUCCUCACCACGGCCUCACGGGGUCGGAACUCGUCGGCCCCGACGCCGCUGAUCGAUGGGAGAUCGUCUUCCAAGGGGACUACAUCCAUGUGCGAGGUGAAGGUGGUGGGCUUCACGCCAACAGGACACCAUCCUUCAGCCCGGUCCCCUGGUUCCGUGGCGACCACGCUGUCCAUGCAGCGGAUGGACAGUUCUGAACACGCCGCGAUCCGUCACAUCAGGCAAACUCCACCACACGUUCAUGCGACAAGUGCAUCGGUUCCAGCAAGGCUUCUGGAGAAGCAGGAAGCUUCCAUAUAA
Molecule: messenger RNA, 3231 nt
Organism: Symbiodinium sp. CCMP2592
Lineage: Eukaryota; Dinophyceae; Suessiales; Symbiodiniaceae
Source: the annotation of a GenBank genome assembly